Xyrauchen texanus (razorback sucker) is the source of this 3229-nucleotide messenger RNA. It is a transcript of the gene apmap, whose product is annotated as adipocyte plasma membrane associated protein. The record is from RefSeq and is a predicted model, not a curated record. The transcript has 9 exons. Gene Ontology annotation, biological process: biosynthetic process. Lineage: Eukaryota; Metazoa; Chordata; Actinopteri; Cypriniformes; Catostomidae. The coding region runs from base 195 to 1442 and encodes 415 amino acids. Gene Ontology annotation, molecular function: strictosidine synthase activity.
CAUGGUGUCCGUGUUCAUAUUCAUACAUCACUGCCGGGAGCGCGCUGGUCUCUCAUGUGCACGUAAUGAACUGCACUGGCCUUUUAAUGUAGCGAAUAAUUCCUCGUUUAAUGGUACAGCGAUUAUUUAUCUGUAUGUUUCCUUGAACAUAGCUGUGAAACCGCAAAAAGAGAGAACCCCAGCAGACGAGCAGCAUGAAUGAGCCCGAGGGACUGCGGUUGAGGAAGCUCAACAGACCUCAGAUCAUCACAGACGAAACCCAUGAACCCCAGCACAAAAGCACAAGCACUUACAGCGGGAAGGUGUUUCGUGUGACAUUACUCAUAUUGGUGGCAUUCCUGCUCUUCCCACUGCUGGUGGUCAUUUUCAUCUUAGAGUCUCCCAUUCAACCAGAUGCGUUCAGUCUCAAUGAACCACCUCUUAUGACUGGCUGUUAUGAGCCCAACUUAAAACUUAGACAAGCAGAGCGACUGUUUGAGGAGCAGCUUAUCGGCCCAGAAUCCAUCGCUAACAUUGGAGAUGUUUUGUACACUGGGACCAGUGAUGGAAAGAUUGUGAAAAUCGAGGGAAGGAACAUUCAUGUUAUAGCAACACUUGGCAAGCCACCAUGUGGUUCUCGUGAACAGGAACACAUCUGUGGACGUCCGCUGGGAAUUCGUGUGGGACCCAAUGGAACUUUGUUUGUGGCUGAUGCCUAUUUGGGUCUGUUUGAGGUCAAUCCUGUCACAGGUGAUGUAAAAUCUUUGGUGAGCACAGGGAAGAUGAUCGGUGGUCGACGUCUGGCCUUUGUGAAUGAUCUGGAUGUAACUCAGGAUGGGAAGAAGGUGUACUUCACUGAUUCGAGCAGCAGGUGGCAGCGCAGAGAUUUCAUGCACCUGAUCAUGGAAGCCACUGCAGAUGGACGUGUGCUCGAGUACGAUACAGAGACCCAGGAAGUUACUGUGAUGAUGGAGAACUUGCGGUUCCCUAACGGUAUCCAACUCUUCCCUGAUGAGGAGUCUGUUUUAGUGGCUGAAACGACCAUGGCAAGAAUAAAGAGAGUCCAUGUGUCUGGUCUCAAUAAAGGAGGCAUGGAUACAUUCAUAGAGAACCUCCCAGGAUUUCCCGAUAACAUCCGACGCAGUUCUUCAGGUGGCUACUGGGUGGCUAUGUCUGCUGUGCGACCCAACCCCGGUUUCUCCAUGCUGGACUUCCUGUCUCAAAGACCUUGGAUUAAGAAGCUCAUAUUUAAGCUCUUCAGUCAAGAUACACUACUGAAAUUUGUGCCACGCUACAGUCUGGUGGUGGAGCUGCAGGACGGUGGAACGUGCGUGCGUAGCUUCCACGAUCCACACGGCAUGGUGUCUGCCUACAUCAGCGAGGCACACGAGUAUAACGGCUACCUGUAUUUAGGCUCAUUCCGCUCCCCUUAUCUGUGCAAGCUGGAUCUGAGCAAAGUGUGAAACAUGCCUAAUGCUCCGACAAAUGCGUCACGAGUCGAACAGAUGGCUCUACUUGAGUCAUUUCACCUUGGCUUCCAAACAAACAGAUUUUGAAACUAUUAACCCUGGCAACACAUCAUCGACAGGAGCACUUAUCAAAUGCUUCCAUAUUAGUUAACAAAUGAACCGAGUUCCUUCAUUUGAUUCCUGUUGUUUUAAUUUAGCUCUGAAAUAUGCUUGAAUUUGUGUUCCAUUAUCCCACGUGAAUGACUUUGUGUUUGCUGCUUUUUUUUAUUUUUAGAAGUGUGCAGUGUAUUAUAAGCUCAUCAAAAGUUGUGCCAUGAUUAUUUUUGAAUCCCUCAUUUAUGAGAACAUGUGCAGUCUCUGUACUGAGAUGUCAUCUGGCACAUAAAAUAGAGCCGACUGUUUUCCUGAUACAGAAAAUUACUUGUUAUAACUUGCUUGGGUGGCAGCAUAGUUUUGGAAAUUGAAAGGAUAUAUUAUAAAAUUAAACAAGUGUAACAUUACAGAAAGCUGUAAUUAUUAGAAUGAAAAUGUGUGAAGGAUAUGGUUUAUUUUUUGAGUGGUUGAAAUUAUUAAUUCCAUUUCAUUGUUUCAUCAUAUUUGUAUAAUAUGUGACUAAAUGAAAACUGCAUUAUUCAUGGCUGAUAAAUGCUGCUGGCUUUGUAGUAUUUAGCAUACAUUUACUCAAGAGUCUCUGAGAUAUUUCCAUUAAUAUUGUAUAUGAUUUCUAAAUUAUUUUCAGCAAUAAUGUCUAUUGCAGUGGUUCUCAACUGGGCCAAAAAUAAGCCCUAGAUCUGUUCUGAUUGGGUGGUGGACAAAAGCAUGGUCUGUUGAAAUAAAACUUAACGAAAAUUUAGUAGCUGUAAGAUUUAAGUAAUUAGGCUUAUCAACUUUUAAAAAUGGAGGGGUUUUUGUUUCUAAUAUCUUUUGUGGUUGUGCAUCCAAUCAAACAAUACAUUAUUUUGGCACAGAUUAAUCUGACACUUGGUAAUAUGGCUAAUACUAAAACAAUGAUUGUUCCAUAUGUUAGGCUGAUCAGUUCUGCAGUUGCAAAAUAGUCAGUUAUCCAAUUCAGUCUGUGUCAUGUUAAUGCAUAUUAGCGUACGCAUUUCAAAAUGGCGCAGAGGGAACAUGGCAGAUGUCAGGGAGAACUUGGUAGGCGAUCAUCAAAAUCCUCAUGAUUCCAGGCUCACUGUCUAAGUUCUGGGGGGAGGGGUAGCAAUUUUUUUGACCUCAUAGGUGGCACUGUCACCUAAUUUGGCAUGUACCAUCAGAUGGUGCUAAUGAAUCAUACCAAGAUUCAUUCUAAUAGAACAAAGCAUAGUUUCGUUGGCAUCCUUAAAUUCACAUUGGUAUGACGAAAAUCAAAGUUCUGUAUUAUAUUUUCUGUGUGGCUCGGUCUAAAGAUCACCGGUGCCAUUUUUUGUGCGAAAAGGACCAAGUUUGUAGGAGUAGUGAAAAAACUAUAAAUAUCACAAUCCAACAUGGCGUCAUUGUAAUGGGUGGAGUUUUUGGGUAAUUACAAUAAUCAUGAGGAGAGAAAUUAGACAAAAUAUUAAUCCAUUUAAGGUUUGACUGACUUCUUAAUGAAAAACAGUUCUAAUAAGUUUGUUGGGUCGCUGCUUAAUGUAAAACAUCGGUCCUGAAAUGAAAGCAGUUGAGAACCACUGUCCUAUCAGAUGCUUGUACCCAUUUAAAUGUCCAUAUACAGUUAUGAAUAUAGGGCAAAUAUGCAUAUUUCACAGCAAUUAGUAAAUGAGUAGUGAAAAUAUAAUGAAUAAAUC